This is a messenger RNA of Physcomitrium patens, 1437 nucleotides long. RefSeq lists its product as uncharacterized. The record is from RefSeq and is a predicted model, not a curated record. Lineage: Eukaryota; Viridiplantae; Streptophyta; Bryopsida; Funariales; Funariaceae.
CCAAUUUUCUGAGCCCACCCACCAGACUCGAUCGAUGCUCAAUCGAAAGUCCGCUGUGAAAUGAAACUGUGAGGAUGUACGCAAGCUUUUGAAGGUUCAGCUGGAGACGAUUCGGUUGGGGCGGAUGGUGGGUUCUGAUCACUGAGCACGAACUGAUGCAUGCGGUUUAUUAUAGUGCUGUGAUUGGGGUAGCGCACAAAUGCGGGCGAGUAAGAAAUCGAAGCCAUCUGGAUUCCGGUGCUGGUGUGAGAGAGUUAGGGCAGAGAGGGAGUCAUGCAGAGUCCGGGUGGUGGAGUAGCCAGGCUGUGGCGACCAGCAGCGCAAAGGCAUGUGCGUAAUGCAUGGGCUGUAAUGCACUCGGAGCGCGCAGCGUGGGCCAGUGCUUCAUCAGCCUCGUUUCAGGCUGCUACUGCGCUUGUUAACCUCGCUCUGUCUCGCCGGUUUCUUUCGACGAUGGACCUGGGCGUACUGCAAAAUAUGGGGGCUAUCUGUCAAAAGGCCAGUGCCAAGAUGGGGCUCCAACAGGAGAGAUACUUAGCACAGCUGCUCUCAAAACUUGAAUCUCAGAUCCAAGCUUUAAGUAAUAUGCUCCAGGCAAGCAAAUCAAUGAGAGCUUACCGAUCAGAAGAUGGGCCUCUAAUAAUGUAUUCUAAUGAGCCUUCUGUUGAAGGUGAUGCGGGUGACGGAGCUGGGGCACCUGUCUUUUCUACUCUUCCCCUUUCUGUCUUUGAAAAGCUGGCAGAGGAGAUGGUAGCUAUGUAUGAGACUGAACUCAAAUUAAAGUUGCUUUUAUGGUUAGAGUUUAGAGCACUCGUAUAUCCCGAUGCCGAACCUGUCCUAAAUUUUGAAAAUAACGAAGGCUGUGACCAGUUCAAAAUUUUUAGUGGAGUGACAAUUUUUUCCGGCCUACGUCACCUUUCAGCGAAGUCCGAAUUCAUCAAUCUUGAUUGGAAUCAACUGAGAGACAACUUGAAGUUGAGAUCCAAGGAGGAAGUACCACGGGAAACAUAUCAGGUGUAUUUGACAGCCCUUUUGGUUGAAGUCAACAUUGACAAGCAGCGAAUUGAAGAGAUCGCUGCAAUGGUCACGGAUGAAAUGACCGGGCGUCCCGCCAUGAGUCCAACUUGAGGGGUUGAGACGAAUGUUACACAAUGUACAUAGUAGUUCACAUACAAAUUCAUGAAAAACACAUACUCAAUAAGAAGGAACCCUCUCCAGUGAUAGUCUAGACUGUAAUCAUGCAGAUUUUGUUUUGCAACUCUCGAUUUAUCCACUCUCCUGACUGAUUAGGUUUUAGCAUGCUGCACCGAGCCUAGAGUUUGCACCUUCAAAUUUAACAUUGUGGAGAGUACCCUAUGAAUCAACCAACACAUCAUGUGUACUCUUUAUCAGUGUAAAGAUUAUUUAAGCUCAUAUUUGUUGGUAUUUCGCCCCUUA